UACUUGACACGGAGCUUCUCUACCGGUACUAUAUUCGAAGACCCCUCUAGAGAAAACUACCAUGGCCGAUGCCAUCUUCUCAGCCGUCGUGGGUGACAUGGUGGGCAGGGUGAUAUCCCUUCUCGCCGGCCACUACAAAGCGCAACGGUUCACCGAAGCCAAGCUACGGAGGAUAUCCCAUAUGCUCAUCAAGGUUCACAGCGCAAUAGAGGAGGCCAAAGGGAGGCAGAUCACGAACCACGGCACCCUCGACUGGCUCACGGAGCUCAACGACGGCGUGUACCAGGGCCGCUAUUUUCUCGACACGGUAGGAUGCGGCAGAGAGCCGGAGCUUGAAAAGGAAGAAGACGAGCUCGCUGCUGAUCACAACAAGGUAGCUGCAAAACAUUUCUCCCUGUCCUUGUUCAAUCCUGCGAAGCGCGUGCGUGUAGCGGCGUGCACCGUGAAGAGCCUCCUCUUGCCUCGGCAAGAUGUUGAUGUUGAUAAGAACAUAGACCGGGUGGUGGAGAUCUUGGAGAUGAUAUCUGGAGAUAUCAAGGAGUUCCUGAUGCUCCUGCAGAAUUGCCAGCCGAUGCACCGUCCAUUGACCACGAAUAUCUUCAUGGAAGGGCAGAUGUUCGGCCGGCACGUGGAGAAGGAGAGGAUCAUCAACUUCUUGCUGCAGGCCGACGACGGCAGCCGAUUGAAUAACGGAAAUCUGGGCGUGCUUCCGAUUGUUGGCGACAUGGGAGUCGGGAAGACCACCCUUGCGCAGCAUGUCUGUGAUGAUCCCAGGGUGCGCAGCCACUUCCCAGUAAUCAUCUAUUCUAUUUUCUCAUGUAUCUUAGCUAUGGUACGGGGAGAAGCAGGGGUUGUUCUACAAUCCAAACACACGGUUGGAGACGCUCAAAACCUCAUCGAGUCACUGCGUGUACUCAGGGAGAAUUACCGCAGCAAGAGGUUCCUCAUCGUAUUUGAGGAUGUUGACAUGUGCAAGAAACAGACGAUGGAAGAGCUGCUGCCCAUCUUAAGACAGGGGAAACAGGGGAGCAAGAUCAUCGUCACCACCAAUAACAGGCGUGUGGCAAGAACCAUGGGGACGGUGGAUCCAAUCAUUCUGAAGGUUAUGCCGCACGCCGAGUACUGGUUCUUCUUCAAGGCCUGUGCGUUUCCGGGAAGAGAUGUGGAAGAGAACCCGAGGAUGGUAGCGGCAGGUGAAGCGAUAGCUAAGAAGCUAAGUGGGUCGUUCUUCGGUGCCAAGAUGGUCGGAGGGAUGCUGAAAGCGCACCCGGAUCGCCGUUUCUGGUGCAAGGUCCUGAGAAGCAACAUUGGGGGUUUGUCUCUGUUGGGGGAUGGCAUUGGGUACAUUGCAGAUUUGGCCGAGAACUUGCUGCCAAGUCACGCAGAAAUGUGUGAAGUAACCGUUUCCAAGAAUCCAUUUUCAGCUCACACAGAAUUGGCCAGGUUGGAAGAUAUAUGUCAGGAACCUCCUGGUGCUGAUUCUGCCUCUGAUGGCUUUAUUGGAGGUUAUGUCCGGUUUGCAAGAGUGCUGUUGUGCAGAUCUGUGUUAGAAACUUUUACCAUGGCGGAGGCCGUCUUCUCGGCGGUCGUCGGCGACGUCGUGAGCAGAGUGAUCUCCCUCGUCGCCGGCCGUUUCGGCGACCAACAGAGCACCGACACCGACGCCAAGCUAAAACGGAUAUGCCGUAUGCUCAUCAGGAUCCACAGCGUGGUGGAGGAGGCCAAAGGGAGGCAAAUCACCAACCACGGCGCCCUCGACUGGCUCUCGGAGCUCAACGACGGCGUGUACGAGGGCCGCUAUUUGCUCGACACGGCCGGAUGCUGCAGAGACCAGCCCGAGCUUGAAGAUCACCAGGUAGCAGCACAGCCUUUCACCUUGUCCUCCUUCAAUCCUGCGAAGCGCAUCCGGGUCGCUGCGUGCGCGGUGAAGAGCAUAUUGUCUCUCCGGCCUGAUGCUGGUGCUGAUGAGAUCGACAGGGUGCUCGAGAGCUUGCGAAGCUUGUCCGGCGAUCUCCGGGAGUUCAUGAUGCUCCUGCAAGGCUGCAAGAAGCGGAUCCGCCGGCCUUUGGCCACCAAUAUCUUCGCCGAAGGCCAGAUGUUCGGCCGGCAUGUCGAGAAAGAGAGGAUCAUCAACUUCUUGCUGCACGACGACGACGGUCCCUUGACAGAGAAGCUCCUGGUGCCGCUGCUUCCGGUUGUCGGCGACAUCGGAUCCGGGAAGACCACCCUGGUUCAGCAUGUCUGCGACGACGCCAGGGUGCGCAGCCGGUUUCCGAUAAUCAUGCUGUUCAAUAUCACAUCCACCUAUGCCAUGGCCAUGGGUGAAGCAACGGUUGUGAUAAGGUCCAAGCAUGUGAUUGGAGACUCUGGAAACCUCAAACAUCCAUUGCACGUGCUCGACGGGGAUUUCCGGAAGAAGCGGUUUCUCAUGGUAUUUGAGGAUGUGGACAUGCACAAGAAGCAGAUGCUGGAGGAGCUUCUGCCGAGACUGAGAAAUGGCAAGCUGGGGAGCAAGAUCAUAGUCACCACAAGCAAUGGGCAUGUCGCCAGAAUGGGGACAGUUGAGCCGAUCAAGCUCAAAGCUCUGCGGCACCCGGAAUACUGGUUCUUCUUCAAGGCGCACGCCUUCGCGGGCACGGACGUCGAGGAGGACCCGAGGAUGGUAGCGGCGGGGAAAGGGAUCGCGAGGAAGCUAAAUGGUUCGUUCUUCGGUGCCAAGAUCGUCGGAGGGGUUCUGAAAGCGCGCCCGGAUCCCCGGUUCUGGCGCCGUGUCCUGAGAAGCAAUAUUGGGGAGUUGUCGUCACUGGGGGAUGGCCUUGGGUACAUGGCAGAUCUGGCAGAGAAUUUGCUGCCGAGCCAUGUGAACAUGCGCCAGCUGAUCAUAUCUAAGAAACCGUUUUCGGCGAAUCAGCCUGAAUUUGCCAAGUUGCAUGAUAUGUUUCUGCCAAGUGCUCCUAAUGCUAUUGCUGCCCUGGAUAGCUGUCGUCCAGAUGUUGUUCGUAACGAGAAGGUGUUGUUGUGUAGGUCAGUUUUGCCGUUCUACUGUUUGUACUACAAUGCUCAUUGUACUGUACGCGGAUGAAUUCACAGUUCAUCAGAAUUCAGACUAUAAUUAUGACUUGAAUUCAGGCCAUGACUGUAGCAGGGAAACAUAAGACUUGUAUGCCGGAAUCCUAUGUGUAACAGUGUAAGCUAUUAUUUCUUUCUCUUGUAAGUAGUAGAAAUACUAUGAAUACUAUGUAACGGGGUUUCUUUUUGAACUACCCAGUAAGUAUUUAUUUUUCA
Brachypodium distachyon (stiff brome) is the source of this 3285-nucleotide messenger RNA. RefSeq lists its product as uncharacterized. Gene Ontology annotation, molecular function: ADP binding. Bases 62 to 3082 code for a protein of 1006 amino acids. Lineage: Eukaryota; Viridiplantae; Streptophyta; Magnoliopsida; Poales; Poaceae. The record is from RefSeq and is a predicted model, not a curated record. The transcript is spliced from 2 exons.